UUUCAAGAGUGAAACUGAUUAUUUCACCCCGCAGUGGAACAGGGUGAGGGAGAGACUCGGUUAGGAUUGUGGGAGAGGAAAGGAGCACAGAUCUCAACAUCAUCAUCAUCACCAGGCAUUCCUCUUAAUCCUUCCUUCUCCAGAUACAGCCGGGGAACGAAACACGCGCGCUCCCCUUUUUCCUUAAGACACUGUCAUUUCCUCAUCGCUUCAUGCCAGACCAGAGACCGGCUAGUUUUUUGUUAUCAUUUCAGAGCUACUUUUCACGUUGUUCACUUGAGUUGUGUUUCUGCUGUGCUGGAUUAAGAGAGUUUUUGUGAGCUCCCGGCGUAGGGGAGAAGGCUUUAACGCUGUUAUCAGCUGGAGGAGACAAGCGAAGAGAUCGCCUUCUGUACGCAGACUCUUGCCGAACUGGUUACAUGCACCACAAAGUGUGGAUGCUAGAUUUUGUGAAUUGAGCGGAGCAAGUCAAGAAGAGAAAGAGUGGUGGGAAGGAUACUCGAAGGAAAGGAAGGAGAAAAAUACAAUACUUUGGAGAUAAGGGAGGAAAGAAGACGGGGACUAUGGGGAGAAAAAAGAUUCAGAUCACGCGGAUUAUGGACGAACGUAACAGACAGGUGACGUUUACAAAAAGAAAGUUUGGGUUAAUGAAGAAGGCCUACGAGCUGAGUGUUCUGUGCGACUGUGAGAUCGCUCUCAUCAUCUUCAACAGCACUAACAAACUGUUCCAGUACGCCAGCACAGACAUGGACAAGGUGCUGCUGAAAUACACAGAGUAUAAUGAGCCACAUGAGAGCCGGACAAACUCAGAUAUUGUUGAGACGUUGAGAAAGAAGGGGCUAAAUGGCUGUGACAGUCCAGACCCAGAUGCAGACGACUCAGUGGGUCACAGCCCUGAGUCUGAGGACAAGUACAGAAAGAUUAAUGAAGAUAUUGAUCUUAUGAUCAGCAGGCAAAGAUUGUGUGCCGUUCCCCCCUCGAACUACGAGAUGCCAGUUUCCAUCCCGGUGAGCAACCCCAACAGCCUGAUAUACAGCCACCCAGGCAGCUCACUGGGGAACCACAGUCUCCUGCCUCUGGCCCACCCCUCUCUUCAGAGAAACAGCAUGUCUCCAGGAGGGACACACCGGCCACCCAGUGCAGGCAACACAGGUGGCCUUUUGGGUUCAGACCUCACAACUGGUGCAGGCACCAGUGCUGGAAACGGUUACGGCAACCACCGCAACUCGCCAGGUUUGCUGGUCUCACCUGGGAACAUGAACAAGAAUAUGCAGGCGAAGUCUCCACCGCCCAUGAACCUGGGAAUGAACAACCGCAAGCCCGACCUCCGCGUGCUCAUCCCGCCGGGCUCCAAGAACACCAUGCCCUCGAUUUCUGAGGAUGUUGAUCUCCUACUGAACCAGAGAAUAAAUAACUCGCAGUCUGCACAGUCGUUGGCUACUCCAGUGGUUUCUGUAGCAACACCGACUCUGCCAGGACAAGGAAUGGGAGGGUACCCAUCAGCCAUUUCUACCACAUAUGGUACUGGAGCACUGUUCUGCCCUUUCCAAGCAGAGGCCAGAGCUUUGAAAGCCCUGAUUGCAAACCCACCACAGCCUGGAUCCUCUUCCAUGGCGUUCAGGAGGCCGCAAGAAUAUUCCCUGAGCAGUGCAGACCUAUCAUCGCUGUCUGGUUUCAACAGUGCCAGCGCCCUUCAUUUGGGCUCAGUGACAGGCUGGCAGCAGCAGCACCUGCAGAAUAUGCAGCACUCAGCCCUCAGCCAGUUAGGAAAUUGCACUAGCACUCACUUAUCUCAGAGUACAAAUCUCUCCCUGCCUUCUGCUCAAAGCCUCCACAUCAAGUCAGAACCUGUUUCUCCUCCUAGAGACCGCACCGCCACGCCAUCGGGGUACCCCCAGCAACACUCCCGCCAAGACUCGGGGAGGUCUCCCGUUGACAGUCUGAGCAGCUGCAGCAGCUCUUACGAGGGCAGCGACCGGGAGGAGCACAGGAACGAUUUCCACUCGCCCCUGGGACUCGUCAGGCCCUCCCCGGACGAAAGAGAAAGCCCCUCGGUCAAAAGAGUGCGGCUCUCAGAAGGCUGGGCCACAUGAUCGCGGCGGGUUUUUUUUAAGAAAAAAAAAGGGUUAUUUUAUUUUUCUUGCAGAGUGUGUGU
Lepisosteus oculatus (spotted gar) is the source of this 2155-nucleotide messenger RNA. RefSeq names its product myocyte enhancer factor 2cb (gene mef2cb). Gene Ontology annotation, molecular function: histone deacetylase binding; DNA-binding transcription factor activity, RNA polymerase II-specific; protein dimerization activity. Lineage: Eukaryota; Metazoa; Chordata; Actinopteri; Semionotiformes; Lepisosteidae. The record is from RefSeq and is a predicted model, not a curated record. Gene Ontology annotation, biological process: heart development; cell differentiation; positive regulation of transcription by RNA polymerase II.